AUGGCCACCUUGGACGACUCCUCCGGCCACUCCUCCCGCCAGGAGCCGCCGUCCUAUCUCGCAGGGUGGCGACUUGGCGUGGUGAUUACCUGUCUAUUCUUUGGUUCUUUUCUGAUUGCGUUGGACACUAAUAUCAUCAAUGUUGCGAUUCCCCAAAUCUCCACGGAUUUCCACGCGCUGGACGAUGUGGCAUGGUAUGGAACCGGCUACUUACUCACCGUGACUGCAUUCCAGCCAGUCUAUGGAAGCUGCUAUCGCUUUUUCAAGACAGACAUAGUCUAUCGUCUGUCCAUUCUGAUUUUCGAGGUGGGGACUGUCCUGUGCGCGGCGGCAACUUCAUCCUCAAUGUUCAUCGUGGGCCGGGCCGUCGCCGGCUUCGGAGCCGCAGGAGUGCUCCAGGGAGCUUUGAGUAUUAUCGGACAGGUGGUGCAAUUGGAGAAACGACCAUUGUAUAUGGGAAUCGUCAUUAGUGUCUUUGUCAUCACCGUCUGCAUUGGUCCCCCUUUAGGCGGAGUAUUUACCCAACACGCAACGUGGCGAUGGUGUUUCUGGAUCAAUCUCCCCUUUGGUGCUGUCGUUCUUGGCGGCCUUACUGUCUUUCUUAAGAUCCAGGGUCAGGCCAACGAAGACCGGCAAUUAUCCAUACGCGCAAAGUGGGCACGCAUGGACCCUCUAGGCUGUGCCAUUUUUCUGGGGGCGGUAUGCUGCUUGCUCCUAGCCUUGCAGUGGGGUGGCCAGACCCGACCCUGGAUUUCCUCCACCGUAAUUGGGCUACUUGUCGGCGCUGCAGUGCUAGCCCUACUCUUUGUAUAUGUGCAGUGGAAGCGAAAAGAGCGGGCGCUCAUCACUCUCCGGAUCCUCCGCCGGCGGUCCGUUUACACAUCUGCCAUGGUCCUCUUCUUCUUGGGAGGAUCAACAUACCUGGACACCUACUUUCUGCCAUUUUACUUUGAGGCUGUGCAUGGAAUCAGCCCCGUCUCGAGUGGGGUCAAUUUCAUCCCUCUAAUGCUUUCCGAAAUGGUAGCAUUGAUUCUCAUCGGGGCUGUUGUUAAACAGUGGGGUCAUUACGUCCCCUACAUCCUAGCGGGAGACCUUGUCUGCAUUGUGGGAACAUCACUUUUGACACAACUGCAUCCGUUGACCCGGACUGUGCAGUGGGCCGCGUAUUUGGUGGUGACCGGCUUAGGGCUGGGACUGGCCAUGCAACUGCCGUAUACUGCCAUUCAAGUCACACUCACGGCCGACGAUCUACCAAUGGGAAAUGCAAUUGCCGUUUUAUUCUAUCAACUAGGAGGGGCUAUCGCAAUUGCCAUGGGACAGACCGUCGUGCUGAGCACGAUCACAGAGAAUCUGCACGGACAAAUCCCCGGCCUUACCAGCCAUGAUGUUUUCGCCGCCGGCGCGGCUAACCUCAGAAUCCUGGCGCCAACGGCAGCAGACUUGGAGCUGCUGCGCGAGAUUUGGAACCAGGGAAUCGCGCGCACCAUGAUCCUGUCUGCGGCGUUGGUCGCGGCCGCGGUACCCUUCACAUUGGGGAUGGAAUGGCUAAAUGCGAAACGGGUAGCAAGGGCAAGGGAGGCGCAAGAGAAGCGAGGGGGCGGGAAGACACAGGAGGAAGAGAAAAGUCAAGGAGUGGUAGUUGUGGCAGUGGAUCCUGCAAGCGUAGAUUGA
Messenger RNA from Aspergillus homomorphus CBS 101889, 1671 nucleotides. Its product is annotated as MDR family MFS transporter. The coding region runs from base 1 to 1671 and encodes 556 amino acids. NCBI's taxonomy places the organism in Eukaryota, Fungi, Ascomycota, Eurotiomycetes, Eurotiales, Aspergillaceae. Gene Ontology annotation, biological process: transmembrane transport. Gene Ontology annotation, molecular function: transmembrane transporter activity. The record is from RefSeq and is a predicted model, not a curated record. The transcript is spliced from 7 exons.